AUGGCUUCUUUCUUUCUUGUGCUCGGCCUGUUGGCGACAACAUGUUCAAUUGCGCUAGCAUAUGACCCCGAUCCUCUUCAAGAUUUCUGCGUUGCUGAUCUUAAUAGCACCGUGAGAGUGAAUGGUUAUGUGUGCAAGGAUCCAAACCUAGUAAAAGAUGACGAUUUCUACUUCAGCAUCUUCGACAAGGAGGCCAAUUUAUCAAACCCACUUGGAUCAGGGAUAUACUUAGUCAAUGCGUCAGUGAUGCCCGGACUUAACACGCUUGGUCUUUCCUUUUCUCGUGUUGAUUUUAAAACCAGAUUCCUAGUAGGGCUUGUUGCCUCCAGCGCAGAAAAUAAUCGUCUCUUUACACAGGUGCUUGAAGAGGGUGAUAUGUUUGUAUACCCAAAGGGCUUGAUCCACUUUCAGAAAAAUAUUGGACGUGGUCAUGCCAUAGGCCUUGCAGUAUUCAAUAGCCAGAAUGGUGGUCUUAAUGUAAUUGCAAGCGCUGUGUUUGGAUCUCACCCUGCAAUUCCUGAAGAUAUUCUGGCCAAGGCCUUCCAAGUGGACGACGAAACGAUUUUCCGUUUACAGGCACCGUACAUAUAA
Molecule: messenger RNA, 591 nt
Organism: Thlaspi arvense
Lineage: Eukaryota; Viridiplantae; Streptophyta; Magnoliopsida; Brassicales; Brassicaceae
Source: the annotation of a GenBank genome assembly